UCCCAGCACCCAACCUGGCCGCCACAAUGCCCACCAGACCCGUCCCUGCCCCCAACUCUAGUACACUUCCGGCCUCCUCUACUAGCCUCUCCCCCGCUACCACCGCAGCUCCGGGAAAGCUAUAAAACCUCCCGAGGUGACUCAGGAUCAGAUACUCCGCCAGCGCUAAUGCCGCCUCCCAGGUCCUCAGCCCUGUUGUCCCGCUCCCAGAUAUCAGGGCGCGUGAUUCGAACAAGGUGAUGGGCUGGCCAAUAGAACGGCCCGAGAAGGGUGAGGGUGGGAGAGUAUAUGUCACGUUUUCCUUUGAAGUGGGUAAGAAGGGGGUGGUGGAAGAUGGGGAGGGCAGGCUCGAGAGGAGGCGAGUGUAAAGGGAUAGUAGUCGCUCGUCGAUCUCCUGGUGCUUAGGUGAGACCGGGAGCUGGUGGGGCUUAGGCUUUUUGUGAGGGAACUGUGAGC
Messenger RNA from Tuber aestivum (summer truffle), 456 nucleotides. NCBI's taxonomy places the organism in Eukaryota, Fungi, Ascomycota, Pezizomycetes, Pezizales, Tuberaceae. The record is from the annotation of a GenBank genome assembly.